AUGAUUUCUACUUAUAAAGAUAUUUUAUCAUGUUUUAUGAGACCAAAUUAUAUUAAUAAAACUCCUAUUAACGACAUUGAUCCAGAAAAUAAUAAACAAUAUAUACCUUUUACACAAAUGUACCUCGGCAUAAGAGUAUUAAAAGAAAUAGAAAAACCUAACAUUGCAAAUAAUAAAUCCUUGUUAAAUGACUUUUAUUUAAGAACACAAAAUUUUCUAAAAAUCUCUUGCAUACAAAUUAAAAAAAAGUAUAAUUUUAAUGAUCCAUUAAUGUCAAAACUAAAGUUAAUUGACCCUAAAGUAGUGGUAUCUAGAGAAAAUGCUUCUAUUUUCCCCCUUUUAAUUGUGUUACCUCGAUUAACACAAUCAAAUGAUAAAUUAUUACAACAAAUUGAUGAUGAAUGGAGAUUAUUGUUUAACUUUGAAAUUCCUAAUGAAAUACUAAAUCAUUUAGAAGAACCUGAUGUUUUUUGGUUUAAAUUAUCUAAUUUACAGAUGGGAAAUCAAGAGUAUCCAUUUGUAAAUUUGGCAAAUUUUGCUAUUGAAGCUUUAUCUCUUUCUCACUCUAAUGCCGAUUGUGAGCGUAUUUUUAGCAAGGUUAAUCUGAUAAAAGUUAAAACUAGGAACCGCUUAAAUACAGAUACAAUUCAAGCAUGCUUAUUAGCCUCGCAAGAAAUAAAAAUAAAAAAUAAUACUUGUAUAGAUUUUGUACCUUCUAAAAAAAUGAUAGAUUCUAUGACAACAAGUAAUCUUUAUGACAACAAUAGUAACGAUGAGUUUUGUUUUGACGGAUAG
Molecule: messenger RNA, 795 nt
Organism: Rhopalosiphum padi (bird cherry-oat aphid)
Lineage: Eukaryota; Metazoa; Arthropoda; Insecta; Hemiptera; Aphididae
Exons: 1
Coding region: 1-795 (264 amino acids)
Molecular function (GO): protein dimerization activity
Source: RefSeq, a predicted model, not a curated record